AUGGAACAAUCACAAAGUAACCCACAUCCACAUGAUAAUGCUGUUCAAGAUUCUCAAACUGGUUCAUCCAGAGCUGGUGUGAGAUAUGAGACCUUUGUGAUAGGGUCGGAUGAAGACCUGCAGGUCUUGUUUAACUGCCGGCAUAGUUUUCCGGAGGUGAAAAUACCUGAGUUGCUUGCAAAGUUGGAAGAUGGUGUCGACAGCUCUGGGGCAUCGGCACCGAAUCCUCAGUCGAUCACAGUUGAUGGUGUCUCGACAUCGAUGCAUGUGGUAGCAGCGGCAGUUCUGAUUCGUGAGCCCCAACGUGCUGGGGCUGUUCAUGCUAAUUUGGAUGAGGAGCUGGUCGAUAUUGGUGGGGACAGUGAUGAUGAUAUUCCAAGCAGUACACCCACAACCCAUGGAGGUUCCGGUUCUGGAACACAAGAGUACCUUCCACACCUGUCGGCCUUGAACUUGGAAGCCAUCGGCAUACACCAGAAUGUAGAGGCAACCUUCGUGGGGCAGGGUAUGCAUGAUGCGAAUCCUUUGACGAAAUUUCAGAUUGGCCAAUCGUUCCAGAGUAAGGAGGAAGUUGUGCUGAGUAUAAAAGAAUACAGCAUUCUGCGUGGAGUUGAGUACAGAGUUAUGGAGUCAGACAAUCUGAAAUACCAAGGGAGAUGCAAGGAGUUUGGUAACGGGUACACGUGGUUGAUUCGUAUAGUCAUGCAAAAAAGGAAGAGCACAUGGGAAAUUAAGAGGUACAACGGACCACACACGUGUAUGGCCACAUUGAUAUCGAGCGACAACAAACAGCUUGAUUAUCAUGUCAUAUGCGCGAGGAUGUUUCCAUUGGUUAGAGCUUAUGCGUCGGUGUCGAUUAAGGUACUGCAAGAGACAACGGAGGCGACAUAUGGUUUCAGCCUAGUUAUAGAAAGGUGUGGUUGGCGAAGCAAAAGGCAGUAG
Molecule: messenger RNA, 942 nt
Organism: Arachis duranensis
Lineage: Eukaryota; Viridiplantae; Streptophyta; Magnoliopsida; Fabales; Fabaceae
Exons: 3
Coding region: 1-942 (313 amino acids)
Source: RefSeq, a predicted model, not a curated record